Pongo pygmaeus (Bornean orangutan) is the source of this 2106-nucleotide messenger RNA. It is a transcript of the gene ERICH5, whose product is annotated as glutamate rich 5. The record is from RefSeq and is a predicted model, not a curated record. The transcript is spliced from 4 exons. Bases 301 to 1437 code for a protein of 378 amino acids. Lineage: Eukaryota; Metazoa; Chordata; Mammalia; Primates; Hominidae.
CGGCGGGGGUGUUCGCUUUCCCGCUCUGCGGGCCUUUAAGCCUCUCGGCGUUGUGUUGCUGUUCUGCUGCGAGCUGCGGUCUAACGAAUCGAGGCGCUUAGAACCCGGAGGGAGUUCGAAAAGCCGACUGAAGGUGCGCACCCGCUACCACUAGCCCCGCUGCGCGCUUGCGCUCUACGCCCAACGGAGCCGGGCUGCAGAACUGGAGAAACUUCCGCGGCUACGGGUGCGGUUGCCUUCGGAUCCCGGCUUCGGGCCGACACCCGCGCGGGGCUGAGACAGGUGUCUGCGCUCCCCGCAAUGGGCUGCUCCAGCAGCGCCCUCAACAAGGCCGGCGACAACAGCACGCUCCCCAGCGUAACUGCAAAUGAGCAUUUUUCAACCGCAGAAGAAAAUGAGUCCUGCUUUGCCCAACCAAAGCCACGUACAUUGGGAAGAGAAUCUACUAUUGAUGGCAAUGUACAAAGGGAAAGCCGUCCUCCCUUACAAAAGCUCAAGGUUUCAGCAGAGCCUACAGCUAAUGGUGUUAAACCCCUCCAAGAACAGCCCCUGGCCAAGGACGUAGCCCCUAGAAGGGAUGCCACAGACCAAUCAGGGUCCACAGAAAAGACUCAGCCUGGAGAGGGACUGGAGGAAUCUGGGCCGCCUCAACCAGGUGGCAAAGAGGAUGCCCCAGCAGCAGAAGGAAAGAAGAAAGAUGCAGGAGCAGGGACAGAGGCUGAGCCUCUAAAAGGAAAUGCUGAAGCUCAGCCUUUAGGACCAGAAGCCAAGGGUCAGCCUUUGCAGACAGCAGGAGAGAAGGACUCCCUCAGAGCAGUGGAGGCCACUGAGAAUCCACAAGCUGCUGCAGAGAUGAAGUCUCUAGGAACAACUGAGAACGUUCUGACUCUGCAAACAGCUGGAGAGCUACAACCUCAGGGCACAAUGGGAAAGAAUGAGCAGGCCCCGCUUCUAGAAACAAUUUCCAAAGAGAAUGAAUCUCCAGAAAUAUUGGAAGGAAGUCAGUUUGUGGAAACAGCUGAAGAGCAGCAACUUCAGGCAACAUUGGGAAAAGAGGAGCAGCCCCAACUUCUAGAAACAAUUCCCAAAGAGAAUGUAACACCAGAAGUACUGGACAGAAGUCAGCUUGUGGAAAAGCCUGUUAUGAAUGAUCCACUCCAUAAAACUCCUGAAGGUCCAGGAAACAUGGAACAGAUUCAACCUGAAGGAAUAGUUGGAAGCAUGGAGCAUCCAGCACGAAAUGUAGAGACAGGAGCAUAUGUGGAAAUGGUCAGAAACAUCCAUAGUAACGAAGAGGACCAACGCAUUGAAGGUGAGACAGGGGAAAAGGUGGAAACAGAGAUGGAGAAUGAGAAAGUGAGUGAAGGGGCUGAAACCAAAGAAGAAGAAGCAGGAGAAGCAGUGGACCUUUCAGCAGCCACACAGAUAGAAGAGUGAAGCGACACAGCAUGUUAUCAUAGAGGAGACAAAAAUGGUAGUGAAGCUUGUGGUUAUGUAUCUUAUCUUUCUACAUUUACAUGUUUUCUGUAAGGAGUGUGGUUAUAGAGAAACUGUUGGAACCAUGAGAAGGAUGUUUCCGUGUUCUUGAUUAUAUUGUUCUACAAAACUGCUAAGCCAUGAACAGUUUUCUUAGCUACUUAGAAUGGUUAUACAUUUAAAAGUAUAAAAACCAAAGCCAAUAAAAAUUAUGUGAUUAUUUAAGAGUGUGAGGGUGACUUUCUUCAUUGUGGCCAUGGGGCCAUUCAGUAUAGAAAAUGAGACCCUAAAAAGAAAGUGUAAACCUUUAGGUACAAGUGGCUAGAGAAAGGAGUUAGCAAAUUUUAGGGAACUCACAAUAAUAAAGUCACACAGUUAUAAUCAUGAUGGAAUGAGAAUGAACAACAGCAAAAAUAAUAGAAUGAGCUAUACCAAAUAUUUCUGUCUUGUUAUAGAAUUCAGAGCUGAUAAGAACCUUAGGAAGUAUGUCAUCUACAUACUUGCUCUCCUUUAAGGUUGUCAACUACCACAGAUCCUUAUUUAUCAUGGAACAUUAAAUACAUUAACAGAAUCCUUUACAAAGGAUUGUAAACUCUGGUGCUCUCACAAGGUUAGACAUUUUUCAUGAUG